Molecule: messenger RNA, 1329 nt
Organism: Fusarium sp. VM40
Lineage: Eukaryota; Fungi; Ascomycota; Sordariomycetes; Hypocreales; Nectriaceae
Source: the annotation of a GenBank genome assembly
AUGGCUGUAAUAGACCCCAUCAGCCCAGAUUCCAUCAGGGCCAUGUUCGCCUCUGCUCUCUCGAGCAUGUACCGUCGUGAAGUCUUGCAAUACGGAUCUCUUCUCAAAUUGGUAUCCGAAAUCAACCAUCAAAAACAGCAGCACAUCGAACCGCGCAUUGAAGUCGAGAGACAUGGCGCUAUCAGGCUUGGAACAUCAGAGGAGCUCGCCAUGAUGCGUCGCCUAUUCUCUGUGAUGGGAAUGCAUCCUGUUGGAUACUACGACCUUACUGUUGCGAGUCUUCCUGUGCAUGCUACAUGCUUUCGACCUCUCACAAAAGAAGCCCUCGAUUAUAACCCGUUCCGGGUAUUCACUUCACUACUACGCUUGGAACUCAUCCAGGAUGAAGCCCUUCGAUCAGAGGCUGCUAAUAUUCUGAGUAAACGAAACAUUUUCACUCACCGUUGUGUGGAGUUAAUCAAGCUGUUUGAGUCACAAGAACCCUUUUCCAAAACCAUGGCAGAGGAGUUUGUGAAAGAGUCUCUAGAAACCUUUAGAUGGCACAAAACAUCGACAGUCGACCUGAAGACGUACAAAGCUCUUCGCAAAGCGCAUCCUCUAAUUGCAGAUGUCGUCUGCUUCAAAGGACCUCACAUCAACCAUCUCACACCCCGAGUGUUGGAUAUCGAGUUAGCACAAGAUGAGAUGCUACGAUAUGGCCUGCAGGCAAAAGACGCUAUAGAGGGCCCUCCUCCCAGGUCAUGUCCUAUUUUGCUUCGCCAGACCAGCUUUCUAGCUAUCGAUGAAGCAAUAGCGUUUUCCGAGGGAGAGGAGGCUGGCGGAAGUCAUAAAGCUCGCUUUGGAGAAAUCGAGCAGAGAGGAAUGGCCCUGAACCCAAAGGGCCGUACUUUAUACGAUGAUCUUAUUAACGAGUGGCGGGGAGCUGUUGCUAAGCUCUCACCAGAGACUAAAGCGGAAACAAAAGAGGAGCUUCUGGCCAAGGUCUUUGAGAAGUUCCCCGAUGACAUGGAGACCAUUCGAAAGGAAGACUUGGCUUACUUUACAUACAAACCUGUCACCAACGCACCAAGAGCUCAGGGUGCGAGUAUCGACUCUUUGGUCAGCUCUGGAGCUGUCAAGCUUGAGCCGAUCACAUAUGAAGAUUUCCUACCGGUCAGUGCAGCUGGGAUUUUCCAUUCUAAUCUGGGGGGAGAUGGUGGCAUGAGCCAUGCAGCGGCUGCGGAUCAAGGCUCUUUUGAAGAGAGCCUUGGAUGUCCCGUUAAGAGUGAGCUUAAAUUGUAUGAUGCUAUGCAGGAGGCAUCAAUUAGAGAAUGUUUUGCGAAUUUAUAG